GGCUGUGUGCUCAAUAUUUAUACACCUGUCAGCAACAGGUGUGACUGAAAUAGCCAAAUCCACUCAUUUGAAAGGGUGUCCAUACUUUUGUAUAUACAAUGUACGUCACUUCAUUCCAAUAGAACAGUCCCAUGUUCCAAUGUUUACACUAGCAUACAGUAGCACUUAGAAUGCCUGCCCAAUACAUUGCUUCAUACUAAGUAGUGGGUUAGUGUGGAUAUCUGAACCGCAUAUCCAAGUCAAACAAAGCGGCUUUCUACAUUUUGCUUGAGUCGAGUCCCAAAUGGCAUCCCCCAUAUACCCUUUGGAGUGCCCUAUGUGGGACUUGGUUUGUAGAGAUGCAGUGGCUCUGGACCCUCUGCUGUAUGGGCUAGAUGUGCCCUGCGCUGAGACAAAUUUAAGCGAGACAGGAAAUUAAGACUUGCGUCACAAACAGCACCCUAUCCCCUAUGUUGUGCCCUACUUUCGACUAGGGCUCUGGUCAAAAGUAGUGCGCCAUGUAGGGAAUAGGGUGGCAUUUUAUACCUUGCCCUUUACCACAUCUUCAGCACUCUUUACCAGCAGCGAUCACAGAGAUGCCAUCCUGGAACCCAUGGCCCUACUGGUUCACUUCAGAUUCAGUCAGCUACAUUUAGUUCUGAUUCCAGGCCAGGCAGAAAACAUAUUCUUUUUUUAAAACACUCCCCAUGAGCAUUUCAAUCCUGUGAAGCCCAGGGCUAAUUUAUUAACUGACCAGUGUACACCCCCUCCCUCUGUGGCAGGAUGGUAUGACCCGUUGGCAGAUAGUGCAGUCUACUACUGAAAUUAUUACUUUUUGUCCUCCUUAUUUUUGAUGGAUCGGAAAGAGAUGUAUUAAUUGAAAUUAUCUUUUUAUUUUGUAAAAAAAAGUGUUUAAAGAAUUAAAGUGAUAUUGCACUGACAUUGAACAUGUACAUAAAGUGUUUUGUAAAUAAGCCAUUAAAACAGAUGCAUUUGAAUAUGAACUGUAAAAAAAAAAAAAAUACUGUAGUUGUAUAUGGUGUGAUGAAACUGUUGAUCUGUAACUAAUAUCCAAGCAACACAUUCAAUACAACAGAUGCAAUUAAGGCAUUCAGUUGAUGGGUUGGUUUUCUUGUGUGUGUGUGUGUACGUGUGUGUGUGUACGUGUGUGUGCGUGCGUGUGUACGUGUCAGAGAGUGAGUGCUCCAAGCAUGCGUGCAAGCAGCCCCAUCCUGUAGAUCUAGGUAUUGUGAGUUGAGUUAGUAUCUGUGAGCGGAAACCCCAACCUUCCACUUUUAGCCCGUGUCCCUUUCUGCAGAACAGACCAGCUAGCAGUUGUGGUGGUCGGAACAGAACAGUUACUUCCCCCGAAACAAAGACUCACAGCAUGUUAUUUAUGCCUGACCCAAAAAACUACAGACAGCGGGGUUGCUUCCUAAAUGGCAACUUAUUCCUUUCAUAGAGCCCUAUGGGCCCCGGUCAAAAGUAGUGUCACUGUAUAGGAAAUGGGGUGCCGUUUGGGACGCAGAUGGGACCGAGCUCCACUGUGAAGCAUCUAUUUCCAACUGAAGAAGUUUGUCUAUUUGGCUGUCUGCUUUGUACUCCUCCAUAUAGAUCAUAUCAUUCCUAUUCAUUAUAUCCUUCACUGCCCCAUAAUUGAUCUGGGAAAAAGGUCAUACGAUACGAAUAGUUCCUCAACAUUUCGUGGACCUAAGUGUUCAUUUGUAUAGAUGCUGUAAGUGUCUCUGUCAGUCAGCCAGCUCGGUAUCUGCGUCAGGGGUUUUGAAAACCACGGGAUGCUACUGUGCAUUUCCCCUCCGUGCUGUGUGGUUCUUGAGCAAACAAAAAACCCGUCCUUCUGACUCCGAUAACACAGGAUAUGAUGUAUUCUAUUUCCUCUCAAUGGGUGUCUUCUCUUCAGGGGGUCUCAGAGAAAAGCAGAUAGCCUGCUAUCACUGUUAUCUACAGAGAAUCAUUCUGUGAGUAAGGUCUAGACGUUGUCCAAGUCUAUUGUUGGGCAGUGCCAGUUUACAUUUUUUUUGUGCAGUAUGUUAUGAAACAGAUGUAUCCUCACCAGGGGCCCUUUUUGAGAGGACAGGUAGGCUUAGACAAGUAGGUAGGUGGAGGUCUCUGUUUUUUUUACAAGGACUUCUGACUCGUCACUGACAUCCUGUCUGUCUACAUGAACAAGGAUGAGUGUCUGGAUGACAUGAUGGCCUCCUUGAACAAUUCAACCACCCAAUUAUCCAACAUGGAGUUGGACCUACCUCAUUACCUCCUCAUCGGGGUGUCUCUGCUCACCGUCCUGGUUUUCAUAGUGCUGGGGACUCUGUGGCUCAAAAAGUAUCGUUCCCUGAAGAGGACCAUUCGGGACCUGCGAGGAGGAAGGCCUCUGGGAAAUGUACUUUCCACUCCAGACUCCCCGUUCCUCUCUCCUGCUUCCCCCAGCCCGCCCCCCGUCACCUUGACGACAGAGAAGCUGGGGAAGAAGGACCCUGAGGAGCAGACAUCACUACAGAGAAACAAUAACAGGGCUGUCACUAACAGACUGCUUUGGAGGCCACCACAACAGGUUCCCCGCUUCACCAAGUCAGACCUCAGUCUGCUACAGCUCAUCAAGGCAGGGAAGGAGGGAGUCUUCUACAAGGCCAGGAUGACACGGGGAACCUGCAAGGGACACGGCAUGUUCACCUGCAAGAUCACCAAAGAGGGUGUGACCCCUAAGCGUAUCGAGAUGGAGGUAUCCAUUAUGAGGAAGCUGGUGCACCACAAGAACGUUCUCCAACUGCUGGACUGGAACACCACUGAGGGUAAGAACAGACAGCACCUCCAGCUGCUGGACUGGAACACCACUGAGGGUAAGAACAGACAGCACCUCCAACUGCUGGACUGGAACACCACUGAGGGUAAGAACAGACAGCACCUCCAACUGCUGGACUGGAACACCACUGAGGGUAAGAACAGACAGCACCUCCAACUGCUGGACUGGAACACCACUGAGGGUAAGAACAGGCAGCACCUCCAACUGCUGGACUGGAACACCACUGAGGGUAAGAACAGACAGCACCUCCAACUGCUGGACUGGAACACCACUGAGGGUAAGAACAGGCAGCACCUCCAACUGCUGGACUGGAACACCACUGAGGGUAAGAACAGACAGCACCUCCAACUGCUGGACUGGAACACCACUGAGGGUAAGAACAGACAGCACCUCCAACUGCUGGACUGGAACACCACUGAGGGUAAGAACAGACAGCACCUCCAACUGCUGGACUGGAACACCACUGAGGGUAAGAACAGGCAGCACCUCCAGCUGCUGGACUGGAACACCACUGAGGGUAAGAACAGACAGCACCUCCAACUGCUGGACUGGAACACCACUGAGGGUAAGAACAGACAGCACCUCCAGCUGCUGGACUGGAACACCACUGAGGGUAAGAACAGACAGCACCUCCAGCUGCUGGACUGGAACACCACUGAGGGUAAGAACAGACAGCACCUCCAACUGCUGGACUGGAACACCACUGAGGGUAAGAACAGACAGCACCUCCAACUGCUGGACUGGAACACCACUGAGGGUAAGAACAGACAGCACCUCCAACUGCUGGACUGGAACACCACUGAGGGUAAGAACAGACAGCACCUCCAACUGCUGGACUGGAACACCACUGAGGGUAAGAACAGACAGCACCUCCAACUGCUGGACUGGAACACCACUGAGGGUAAGAACAGACAGCACCUCCAACUGCUGGACUGGAACACCACUGAGGGUAAGAACAGACAGCACCUCCAGCUGCUGGACUGGAACACCACUGAGGGUAAGAACAGACAGCACCUCCAACUGCUGGACUGGAACACCACUGAGGGUAAGAACAGACAGCACCUCCAACUGCUGGACUGGAACACCACUGAGGGUAAGAACAGACAGCACCUCCAACUGCUGGACUGGAACACCACUGAGGGUAAGAACAGACAGCACCUCCAACUGCUGGACUGGAACACCACUGAGGGUAAGAACAGACAGCACCUCCAACUGCUGGACUGGAACACCACUGAGGGUAAGAACAGACAGCACCUCCAACUGCUGGACUGGAACACCACUGAGGGUAAGAACAGACAGCACCUCCAACUGCUGGACUGGAACACCACUGAGGGUAAGAACAGACAGCACCUCCAGCUGCUGGACUGGAACACCACUGAGGGUAAGAACAGACAGCACCUCCAACUGCUGGACUGGAACACCACUGAGGGUAAGAACAGACAGCACCUCCAACUGCUGGACUGGAACACCACUGAGGGUAAGAACAGACAGCACCUCCAACUGCUGGACUGGAACACCACUGAGGGUAAGAACAGACAGCACCUCCAGCUGCUGGACUGGAACACCACUGAGGGUAAGAACAGGCAGCACCUCCAACUGCUGGACGUCACCCUACCCAAACGUCACCCUACUUUUAUAGUGUGCUAUAUUUAACCACUCUGGGUGACUGCAUUAUUUACAUUGUCUUCAUAUAGAAUAGAAAAAGAGUGGCGCCUUAUCUAUAAUAUAUUACCCACAACUACUGC
Molecule: messenger RNA, 4545 nt
Organism: Salvelinus namaycush (lake trout)
Lineage: Eukaryota; Metazoa; Chordata; Actinopteri; Salmoniformes; Salmonidae
Exons: 5
Coding region: 2162-4453 (763 amino acids)
Source: RefSeq, a predicted model, not a curated record